Priapulus caudatus is the source of this 2136-nucleotide messenger RNA. RefSeq names its product estrogen sulfotransferase-like. The record is from RefSeq and is a predicted model, not a curated record. Gene Ontology annotation, cellular component: cytoplasm. The transcript has 8 exons. Bases 82 to 1098 code for a protein of 338 amino acids. NCBI's taxonomy places the organism in Eukaryota, Metazoa, Priapulida, Priapulimorpha, Priapulimorphida, Priapulidae. Gene Ontology annotation, biological process: sulfation. Gene Ontology annotation, molecular function: sulfotransferase activity.
GAGACAUGUAGGACGGCCUGUGUUUCGUGUCUCGGCCGUCGGCGCACGUCGGCUGACGACUAUGGGUUCGGUACCUCCAUCAUGCCGUCGUUUCCCAAAAUGUCUACCGUCGACACGAAACUUGUUUUAGUCGGAGUAGCGGCAACGGCUGCCGUUGGCAUAACAACGUACGCGUUAUACUUAUGGAGAUGGAAGAAAAAGAAACUGACAGGCCUCAAGACAGUAAAAUUUGGAGGGUUUAACUUGUACGAAGCUCCUGGCACGUCAAUUUAUGUCCCGGAAGAUCACAUACUCAGAUUGGAGGAAAAUAACAACUUCGAGAUUCGUUCAGACGACAUCUGGGUCAUUACGUACCCUAAGUGUGGUACCACGUGGACGCAGGAAAUCGUCUGGCUCGUAUGCAACAACGCCGACACGGAAACGGCCAACGACGUAGAACUGGAUACACGCUUUCCGUUCUUUGAGUAUCCGUUCACUAAUCGGAGGCCUGCGAUCAGAAAGAUGCCUUCGCCACGUCUAAUUAAGAGCCACCUCGCAAUACCUGUACUGCCUCACCAGAUAAGGGAAAAGAAGCCAAAGAUCGUUUACACGAUGAGAAAUCCGAAGGACACAUGCGUUUCAAUGUACCACUUCAUAAAGAUGCUGUCGCCCAUCAACUACAAAGGCAAUUUCGAGGAGUUUACAAAGGAGUUCUUCAUGGGUGUCACUGUUGGUCACGGAUCUUUUUGGGACCAUCAUCUUGACUACUGGAGGCUAAGAGACGAACCGAAUAUGCUUCUGCUAAAGUAUGAAGACAUGAUUACGGAUUUGAACAAGGAGGUGAAGAAGAUAGCGGCAUUCCUGGACAAGGAGCUAACUGAGGAGCAGGUGCAAACCAUCGUCGAACACUGCACGUUCAAGACGAUGAAGAACAAUUCUUCAAGCAACCAAUCUCAUAUGCAGAACAUGGGACUCAUGAGAGCUGGGAUGGGCAAUUUCAUGCGCAAAGGGAAAGUUGGAGACUGGAAGAAUCACUUUACUCCCGAGCUGAACGAAAUGGUGGACCAACUGAACAAGAAGUGGCUGGAGCCUGAUGGACUAACGUUCGACUACGAAUAAACACUACAUUGAAUGCACUCACAGUAAUAUAUAAUGAUAAUAAUUAGACAGUGAUCCUACCAUGGUCAAGCAAGUAAAUCGGCCUAUAUUCAUCCAUAUUUAAUUAGACAUAUAAACUGACAGGAACCACGUAGAUACGCCAAUUUAAUGUGACGUCACUACAACGCAGAAGCCAGUGAAUCGCCAAUUAGAUGAUGUUCUCUAACGAGGCAAGUGAUACCUAUGCUCUUGCUGGGUUAGCUCUGCUUACGUAGUCUUGGCCUUCGUCCAUGGAGCGAGGCGAAGGUACAAAAGAAGAAUCAUGGGCUAGACAAUUUAGUCCCUGAACAAGGGUUGUAUUUGAUAGGGACAAGGCACAAGUAGUCACGCCAAAACUGACACACAUUGCCUGAUUGCCACGUUAAAAACAUGUAACGCAAGCAAUAGUAUCGUCCACAAAUAGCGGGAAGGUAAAUAUGGCCAAGUUAGAAGACAACGAACACAAGAUGAUUAAUUAGCAAUUAUAUAUAUUAUAUAUAAUAUAUAUAUAUAUAAUAUAUAUAUAUAUAUAAUACAAUUAGCAAUUAUAUAUAAAUUUAUUAGUGUUGGCUUGUUAGUGUGAUGUAGUAAAGACGUCGUUUUGCGGGCUUUGGAAUAUCGGCAGUGGUAAUUGUGCUAUAGUGAUCGCGAACAAAACACAUUUAAUCGCAUUAAAAUGCCUGACGCUGCAUCGUGAUGAAAUCAUUAUAAUAACUAUCAAUAUAUAACACUGUAUUAUCAUAUGAAAUAGAAUAGAAAUAACAUAUUAAUUUAGCAAUAAUAUGGAAAUUAAUAGCGUAAUGUUAAGCUUACAGAAGGCUAGCCCAUGAUAAGGUGCCAUGUCUUCCAGAGUUUACCUAUAGCAUAUAUUAUCAGAUGUAUGUUCGUGCAUACCUGCGAUACAGUGGCUGUAUAUCGAGUGCCGAUACAAAGCCGUAUAUAAUUAUUCAUUGUUUCAACCUUAUUUUAUUACAACUUAACGAUAGCUACACUCAAUAAAUUGCUUCUAGAAUAUUAGUA